AUGCCUCCACCAUCUGCUGCCCAGCAGAAGGUUCUCAUCGCCCAGUUCGUAGCUCUGACUGGUCAAUCAGAGCGACAGGCUACCCGUUACCUCAAGAAUGCAGGUUUCAAGCUCAACGAAGCUGUCGAUACUCACUCAAGCACAGUCUGGCCAACUGAGAAGAUGGGAUGGAAAAGUUUCAAGAAGCGCAUCACGACCGGGGUUCCUAUCUUGUCCUCUAUCAAGGAGGCCGGCAAAGAUACCCCUGGAUCGUCUCAUCAGACAGGAUCUGAACAAACACCAAAGAACUCGAAUUCUCGGUUCUUUUCAUCCAAUGGUGACCUUAAGGGCCCGUCGCCUCUAGAGGCAUCGCUAGACAAGCUAUUCUCCCAGUUGCAGGACUCUAGCGAUGAAAAGGACAAACUCGAGCUCGACUCCACAAUGUCGUACCUCACUGAGAAGUUACAAGUCAACAUCGAAAACGCCGAGCUACUUAUCGCGCUUGAACUUCUCCAGGCUCCCUCUGUGGGCGUCAUCACCAGAAGAGGUUACGUUGAUGGCUGGAAAGUGACUGGAGCUGGAACGACACAUCAAGAGCAUGCCGCCCAUCUCCGAAAACUGACCAAAUCCCUCUCUUCUGACCCGACGCUAUUCAAAAAGGUCUAUAGACAUACCUUUGUUGCUGGUCGAGAUGGCGACCAGAAAGCACUGAACCUUGAGACUGCACUCGUUUACUGGGACAUCCUGUUUGCACCUCCUGGAAUGGAGUGGAAGACAGCAAACCACAACUGGCUGGAACUGUGGAAGUCCUUCCUCAAUGCCAAGUGGACUCGUUCAGUCAACAAGGACAUGUGGAACAUGACACUCGAGUUCGCUCUUAAGUCUUUAUCUGAUGAGUCACUAUCAUUUUGGAACGAGGAUGGCGCGUGGCCAAGUGUGAUUGACGACUUUGUGGAUUGGUGUCGUGAGCAGGGCAUUGGUAAGACCGAUGGCAUGGACGUUGACAACUAG
This is a messenger RNA of Fusarium redolens, 990 nucleotides long. Its product is annotated as Cullin binding-domain-containing protein. The record is from RefSeq and is a predicted model, not a curated record. Gene Ontology annotation, molecular function: cullin family protein binding; ubiquitin conjugating enzyme binding; ubiquitin-like protein binding. Bases 1 to 990 code for a protein of 329 amino acids. NCBI's taxonomy places the organism in Eukaryota, Fungi, Ascomycota, Sordariomycetes, Hypocreales, Nectriaceae. The transcript has 6 exons. Gene Ontology annotation, biological process: protein neddylation; positive regulation of ubiquitin-protein transferase activity. Gene Ontology annotation, cellular component: ubiquitin ligase complex.